GCUGAGGUGACAAUGUGCUAGGAGCCCUCGCUCGGUCUCCUGCGCCUCCUCGGCCUCAGCGCCCGAUCUCGCGGCGCUCGAGGAGCCCUCCAGCCCGCCGCUGCGCUAUGAGGGCGCCUCUCUGGGGCUGGCCCAGGCCGGAACCCGCUUGCUCUGCUCCAGGGGAAGUGUGAAGAGAGAGGCGCGGGCGGGAGCCGGGGCUGCGCGCGGCGUUUGCCGACCGGCGCGGGUUCAGAUGCAUUUUGUAGGAGUAUUUUGAAGAUGAAUGUUUGCAAAUCAUUUUGAAAUUGCCAAGCACCACAUACAUGGGAUGCAUCCUGCUUUCUUCGUGGAGUUCACCCUUGUGGCUUGGAUUGAUUGCUGUGGCGUCUGUCUCCUUUCUAUGUGCUAACUAGAAAUCAAGGGAAGACAUGAGGAGGCUCGUUUACUGCAAGGUGGUUCUAGCCACUUCACUGAUGUGGGUCCUUGUGGAUGUCUUCUUACUCCUGUACUUCAGUGAGUGCAACAAAUGCGAUGACAAGAAGGAGAGGUCCCUGCUACCUGCACUCAGGGCUGUUAUUUCAAGAAACCAAGAAGGGCCAGGAGAAAUGGGAAAGGCUGUGCUGAUUCCUAAAGAUGACCAGGAGAAAAUGAAAGAACUAUUUAAAAUCAAUCAGUUUAACCUUAUGGCCAGUGAUUUGAUUGCCCUUAACAGAAGUCUACCGGAUGUAAGAUUAGAAGGAUGCAAGACAAAGGUCUACCCUGAUGAACUUCCAAACACAAGUGUAGUCAUUGUAUUUCACAAUGAAGCUUGGAGCACUCUCCUUAGAACUGUUUACAGUGUUAUAAAUCGUUCCCCACGCUAUCUGCUCUCUGAGGUGAUCUUGGUAGAUGAUGCCAGUGAAAGAGAUUUUCUCAAGUUGACAUUAGAGAAUUAUGUGAAAAAUUUAGAGGUGCCGGUAAAAAUUAUUAGAAUGGAAGAGCGCUCUGGGUUAAUACGUGCCCGCCUUCGAGGAGCAGCUGCUUCAAAAGGGCAGGUCGUAACUUUUCUCGAUGCACACUGUGAAUGCACGUUAGGAUGGCUGGAACCCUUGCUGGCGAGGAUAAAAGAAGACAGGAAAACAGUUGUAUGCCCCAUCAUUGAUGUGAUUAGUGAUGAUACCUUUGAAUAUAUGGCUGGGUCAGACAUGACUUAUGGGGGCUUUAACUGGAAACUGAAUUUCCGUUGGUAUCCUGUUCCGCAAAGAGAAAUGGAUAGGAGAAAAGGAGAUAGGACAUUACCUGUCAGGACCCCUACUAUGGCUGGUGGCCUAUUUUCUAUUGACAGAAACUACUUUGAAGAGAUAGGAACUUACGAUGCAGGAAUGGAUAUCUGGGGUGGAGAGAAUCUUGAAAUGUCUUUUAGGAUUUGGCAAUGUGGAGGCUCUUUGGAGAUUGUGACUUGCUCUCACGUCGGUCAUGUUUUUCGGAAGGCGACUCCUUAUACUUUCCCUGGUGGCACUGGUCAUGUCAUCAACAAAAACAAUAGGAGACUAGCAGAAGUUUGGAUGGAUGAAUUUAAAGAUUUCUUCUACAUCAUAUCCCCAGGUGUUGUCAAAGUGGAUUAUGGAGAUGUGUCAGUCAGAAAAACACUAAGAGAAAAUCUGAAGUGUAAGCCCUUUUCUUGGUACCUUGAAAAUAUCUAUCCGGAUUCCCAGAUCCCAAGACGUUACUACUCACUUGGUGAGAUAAGAAAUGUUGAAACCAACCAAUGUUUAGACAACAUGGGCCGCAAAGAAAAUGAAAAAGUGGGUAUAUUCAACUGUCAUGGGAUGGGAGGAAAUCAGGUGUUUUCUUAUACUGCUGACAAAGAAAUUCGAACCGAUGAUUUGUGCUUGGAUGUUUCUAGACUCAGUGGACCUGUAAUAAUGUUAAAAUGCCACCACAUGAGAGGAAAUCAGUUAUGGGAAUAUGAUGCUGAGAGACUCACCUUGAGACAUGUUAACAGUAACCAAUGCCUCGAUGAACCUUCUGAAGAAGACAAAAUGGUGCCUACCAUGCAGGACUGUAGUGGAAGCAGAUCCCAGCAAUGGCUGCUAAGGAACAUGACCUUGGGGGCAUGAAGAUCACUUCCCCAAAGCCAUGAACGUGUCGACAUUUUUGUUUUUCCAUUAUUUCAGUUAGGGAAAAAUAAUUAACUUUGCUGAAUUGAAAGUUUUAAAAUCCUUUUAGUAUUCUAAAAUACAGUUGUUUAUAAUUCAUUUUUAGGAAUGUUUGCUUAUUUCCCUACUAAAAUUUGUAUCUGAUCAAAGAAGCACAUAAAAAAUAUAAAUAACAGCAAACUGUUAUUAAACAUCAGAACAACUUGAAAAAUAAAUUGUGUUUGCUUUAAAAGAAAAUCUUUACUGCCCUCAUCUCACAAGAUUAGUCAGGGGCUUAUUUUAAUUCUGUUCUUGUCCUAGUGAUUGAAAGAGAGACAAUGUAAAUGCCUUAUAAAAUAUCUUCAUUAUGAUAUAUUAUCAAAUCUUUUAAAAACUCUGUUUCUAAUGGACCUUCAUGGAAACAUGUUGAAUUUCUGUGUCAACAA
Molecule: messenger RNA, 2545 nt
Organism: Suricata suricatta (meerkat)
Lineage: Eukaryota; Metazoa; Chordata; Mammalia; Carnivora; Herpestidae
Gene: GALNT13
Product: polypeptide N-acetylgalactosaminyltransferase 13
Exons: 13
Coding region: 411-2081 (556 amino acids)
Cellular component (GO): Golgi apparatus
Source: RefSeq, a predicted model, not a curated record